AUGCUUUGGUCCAUCAAACAGCCCACUAGUAGCGAAAAUGCUUCAUCGUCUUACUACAAGCCCAACAUUGCUAUCCAGGGUCGACGGCUCAGCUGUGUUGGACAGAGGUAUUUUCGAGCAAAGAGAUACAGCCUCCGUUCUCAUACCACUUGUCUGGUGUUCCGCGCUGUUAUGUGUGCAUGA
This is a messenger RNA of Heterobasidion irregulare TC 32-1, 183 nucleotides long. RefSeq lists its product as uncharacterized. Lineage: Eukaryota; Fungi; Basidiomycota; Agaricomycetes; Russulales; Bondarzewiaceae. The record is from RefSeq and is a predicted model, not a curated record. The transcript has 3 exons. The coding region runs from base 1 to 183 and encodes 60 amino acids.